Molecule: messenger RNA, 1493 nt
Organism: Camelina sativa (false flax)
Lineage: Eukaryota; Viridiplantae; Streptophyta; Magnoliopsida; Brassicales; Brassicaceae
Source: RefSeq, a predicted model, not a curated record
AACUCUUCUUUUAUACUAUACUACUAGUCUAACUCUCUCUCUAACUCUUUGAUCUAUCAAUCUCACUCUUCACUCACAUCCUCAGAUUCACAUGCUCUUGAGCUCUUCGAUUGCUUCCUUCUCCAAUGGCAUCGAUCAGUUCCUCCUCCGAUCAUCACCUUCCGGUGAGCAAGAGACGGUUAAAGCCAUUGAUAUUACGAGAUUACCUCCUCGAAGAUCUCAGCUCAUGCUCAUCCAACGGCUUCAAAUCAUUCCCUCGCAUCCUCAACGCUGAGGUCAAACGUUCAAGAACCUUCCACCACAGUCCUCGUCUUACCUGCGGGUUAGCGUUUAGUCACGCCGUUCACAAAGCUUCGACGGCGUUACUUACCGCCGUUAAACUCUUGCCGUUCCCUUCCUCUUCGUCUCGGAAGAGAGAUAACAAGAAAGUGCUUUUCUCAAGAAGCUUCUGGAGGAUCAAACGUUCGCGACGUGAGAUCAACGUCGACGGAGAGAACAAACAAGAAAGGGAGGAUCGUGAAAAUGAGAUCCAACGGUGGAGAUCAUUCGCUGAUUUUCUCCAAGAGAGUCAAGAUCAACCGUCCGAUCACGUUUUCACGACGGAUUCGUUUUCCGGUGAAGCGACAUUGUCAAACGACGCCGUCGGUGACUCGUUAAGUUUUAGUAGCGAGAACUCGGAGGUCGUGACUCACUCAUCAUCAGGCGAAGUAGUAGUUAUUAUGAGUGGGGAUUGUGUAGGGUCACAUGUUAGUGACGGAUCGUCUCUCCACGACAACACAGAGGAAUGCGUGAACGAAGAAAAAGAACAGCUCAGUCCAAUAUCGAUCUUAGAAUGCCCAUUUGAAGAUGAUGCUAUCUCUCCUCCUUCGCAUCACAAGGAAAGAGAUGAGAGGACGAAAAACGAGAGAAAAAGCAGAAGAUUUGAGACUUUGGUACGACUUGAGCCUGUGGAUUUAGAGAAACGCAUAGAGCAAUACGUGGGAAGACAAGAUUACAACUCUGAUCACAUUACUAAAACCGAAGAAGAUCAAUCCGAAAUCCGAGCAAACAGUUUGUUUGCUCUACUGAAGUCUAGAACAAUCGAGGAACAUAACCAUUUACUGGCAUCUCAUGUAGUAGACAAUGUGAUGCUAGAUUUUUUCAAAGAAAAAGGGAAUAAUGAGACAAGAGACGAGGACAAGCUGGUGGAUAUAGUUGAAGAGUGGGUGACGAGGAGACAAGAAGAAGAAUAUAAUAUGUUUACGAGUUGGGAAGUGAGAGAGAAUAGAGAGAUCUACGUAAAAGAAAUGAAAUGGGGUUGUAUCAAUGAAGAUGGGAGAGAGUACGUGGUUGAAGAGCUGCGGACUGGCUUAUUCAAUUCCUUGAUUGACGAACUUAUUCUUGAUUUAUCGUUGUAAAACUAAAUUUUUUUUGUCACAUAUUCGUUAUUGUAAUUCAUCACCAAACUAUAUGUAUUACUAAAUUUAUGAUAUAUGUAUAUCUUUUGGUUGUCU